Molecule: messenger RNA, 1421 nt
Organism: Suillus clintonianus
Lineage: Eukaryota; Fungi; Basidiomycota; Agaricomycetes; Boletales; Suillaceae
Product: pectin lyase-like protein
Exons: 16
Coding region: 53-1330 (425 amino acids)
Biological process (GO): carbohydrate metabolic process
Molecular function (GO): polygalacturonase activity
Source: RefSeq, a predicted model, not a curated record
CCUCAUUCUGCGUAAAAUUGCAUGACACCUCACGUCGUCUCUAACUUGCAGGAUGAUGUUCGCGAGGACGCUACUCUCAUUAUCUGCUCCUCUCGCGUAUGCUGCCAUUGCAGGCGCAUGGUCAACAUUUGUUGUCCCACACACCGAAGAUGCAGAUGACACGCCUGCUCUGAUGUCCGCAUUGUCUGACUACAAGUCUGACGCGUCAAUUGUGUUCCAGGCUAACACGACUUACAAUGUGUGGUCUCCGAUCACGUUCUCGUCUCUCACGAAUGUCGAGGUGGUAAUUAGCGGAAAUUUGUCGUAUCCUACGAGCAUCGAGACUGUGCAAGGGUACGUUGCUGCCGCUAACUACCCUGGUGCAUGGAUCUCGUUUACGGGAAAUAAUGUCACGCUCCGCGGCAAUACUGACCCUGACUGGGGUUGGGUUGAUGGACAUGGCCAACAGUGGUGGGAUAUUGGACAACAGACAAACCGACCUCACGGUUGGCUGUUUAAAGAUGUUACAAAUGGGGUCAUCAGGGAUAUGAAGAUAUACAAGCCUGUCGCAUGGAAUUUUGCCACCACAGGAUCGAACAAUGUGCAUAUCUUCAACAAUACCAUCCUGGCCGGUUCUGAUACAAACUCGUUUCCAUUUAAUACGGAUGGAUUUUCAGCUGGAGGCACCAAUUUGCUUUUCGAAAAUAACUACGUCGUAAACGGUGAUGACUGCUUAGCCGUUGCCAACGGCGCCAAGAACAUCAUAUGGAGAGACAGCUACUGCGAGGGAUCGCACGGUCUGUCAGUUGGUUCACUCGGCGCGAAUGGUCAAGUGGCAUCUGUCGAGAACGUACUAUUCGAGAACACAAUUAUGAACCGCACUCUUUAUGCUGCUCGUUUCAAGAGCUGGACUGGCGGAAACGGUGCUGCUAUCAAUAUAACGUGGAAAGAUAUUACAUUCAUUGAUGUGAUGUUUCCGAUUUACGUGACUCAAAACUACUGGGACCAAAGUGACGGCCCGCCUCCGAGCUCCACGUCCGUCAAUGAGACUCACAUUGAAAACUUCCUGUUCGAAAACUUUAACGGCGUAAUUAACGAUACGCCCGGAUACGUGGAAGGCUCAUGUAUCACUGACCCUUGCUGGUACUACGUGUCUGGUGCAACAGGCAAGGAAGUCGUCAUCUUCGAUUUGUAUCCUGGCACUGCGACAAACAUCGUCGCGAAGGACCUCGUUGCCCAAACACUUACUGGUGCCCCUGUUGCUGUAAUGUGCAAUUCCUCCACGAUCUCCAGUGAUGUUGGAUUUGUGUGCUCGGAUGGUCCAUAUCUCCCCACGCAGGCUGGCUUGUAACGUGCUAUGCGCAUGAAUUCUUUAUACUUGGGAUCCAGUCGAAAUACUUUUGGAUUCAUUGACUCACUUCGCAGUCAGCUUCACUAUCCAG